UCUCCUUUUCCUUCCUAUCUAGCUAGCCUACUUUCUCUGCUAUCUUUGCUUCCCUGUUGGCUAAAAGGGAAGAAGCUUUCUUCGCAUCCUGAUAUUGUUUUUUCUGUCUUCUCUUUCUGGGGACCAAGAAAAUGGGUGAUAUCUCCAGGUGUAAUGGGAAUGCAACAGUUGCUGCGGAGUGCCGCAGGAAGAGCUUCUGGUAUGAGGAGGAGAUCGAACAGGAUUUGAGAUGGUGCUAUGCUCUUAAUGGAAUUCUGCACUCUGGAGAGAGUCAGUACCAAGACAUUGCAUUGCUGGACACAAAGCCCUUUGGAAAGGCCUUGGUCAUUGAUGGGAAGCUGCAGAGCACGGAGAUAGAUGAGUUCAUCUACCAUGAAUGUCUUGUUCAUCCAGCACUACUACAUCACAUCAAGCCUGAAACUAUCUUUAUAAUGGGAGGAGGAGAGGGUUCCACAGCAAGAGAAAUCCUCAGGCACAAGACAGUGGAAAGGGUUGUCAUGUGUGAUAUAGAUGAGGAAGUUGUAGAUUUCUGCAGAUCAUAUUUGGUUGCCAACAGAGAAGCCUUCUUUAAUUCAAGGCUCAAGCUUGUCAUUAAUGAUGCUCGAGCUGAACUAGAGAAGAGAGAGGAAAGGUUUGAUGUUAUCAUAGGAGACUUGGCAGAUCCCAUUGAAGAUGGCCCGUGUUACCAGCUCUAUACCAAAUCCUUCUAUGAAUCAAUCCUAAAACCCCGACUCAAAGAAGAUGGCAUUUUUGUGACACAGGCUGGGCCAGCCGGAGUGUUUAGUCAUACAGAGGUCUUUUCCUGCAUUUACAACACGCUAAGGCAUGUUUUCAAAUAUGUUGUGCCUUACUCUGCCCAUAUCCCUUCCUAUGCUGAUACUUGGGGUUGGAUCAUGGCGUCAGAUUCACCUUUCACCCUCGACUCAGAGGAACUGGAUUCAAGGAUUAGGCAAAGGAUCAAUGGUGAGAAUAGAUAUCUUGAUGGAAAGACCUUUGCAUCAGCCUCUCUUCUUAGCAAAGCAGCUGGACAAGGAAACACAGGUGUACACUGAAGGCACUGCAAAGUUCAUCUAUGGGCAUGGGACUUGCCACAAGAUACGUUCAGGGUUGCAGCAGGAGAUGAAUUAGCAGUAGAAGCCAUGAAUUAGGGGAUAAUUUAAAAGUGUGAUCAGUCAUCAAUAUGGCCAAAAAUACUGACCAUGCAUGUUCAGCUCAUCCAGUUCACUUCCUAGUAUUAGAACUCUGUAUCAGAAAGUUUUUAUUAUUAUUGCUGAAUGAAGAAAAUUUGCCUAC
Dendrobium catenatum is the source of this 1293-nucleotide messenger RNA. RefSeq names its product thermospermine synthase ACAULIS5. Bases 132 to 1052 code for a protein of 306 amino acids. The record is from RefSeq and is a predicted model, not a curated record. Gene Ontology annotation, molecular function: thermospermine synthase activity. Lineage: Eukaryota; Viridiplantae; Streptophyta; Magnoliopsida; Asparagales; Orchidaceae. Gene Ontology annotation, biological process: polyamine biosynthetic process. The transcript has 10 exons.